Amoebophrya sp. A120 is the source of this 10857-nucleotide messenger RNA. NCBI's taxonomy places the organism in Eukaryota, Dinophyceae, Syndiniales, Amoebophryaceae. The record is from the annotation of a GenBank genome assembly.
AUGCUUUCCGACGACGGGGGCCAACAAAAGCUCUACCUGUUGGAGCAGGCAAUCGUGCUCCUUUUCGGGCCGCACACGCCCCAGCGACAAGAAGCCGAGAACUUCGUGAACACGUAUGCACUGCAGCAAAAGUUGUAUCGUCCUAGUAGUGAACUGCCCUUAUUAGAACAAAUUUGCUCAGCAUGAAGAUGACAACUGGAAGCGGCCGUAAUGUUGUUUUAGGUUAGGAAGGCAAUUUGUCAUCCAUAUUAUCUGCAAUUAGAAGUAUAGCACGGGUGCGAUAUUACAACUUUUGCACAGGAUAACACGCACCACUUAGCUACUUUCACAAGUCUUUUCGAGCAAACGAAAUCGGAGCAGAUUCAGUACUAUCAAAUGCAAAAAUGUCUGGGUCUGGAAACUUGUGAUGCUGAAUUGCGCAUGAUUGAAGCGCUUCCAAUGGCAGCCAAGCAUGACAAGUUUUUGAGAGGCCUGCUGAAGCUGAUGCCUAGCACGCAUUACAAAUUGUGCUAUUGCAUGACAAAGAAAGCUUCUCUUUUGCUGCUUAUGCAACACAGAUUUUCCAGGAAUGCAUGACACGCACUACAAGUUCCACUUUUUCAGACCCAGACAUUUUUACAUUUGAUAAGUACUACUGCCUCAUGCGGCUGGACCAGAACGUGGAGCAGUCGGUGGAGCUACGAAGGGAUGUGAUCGUGCCGUUUAUUCUAACCCAGUGCUGUUCGGAGAAGUUCGAUUUGAGUCUGUUAUGAAAUGCAAAAGUAUCGUACUCGUUGUAUAAAUGCAUGACAACUUCCCUGCUCAGCAUGAGAAAUAAAAUUUGCAAUGCGGAUUUGACUUGAGAAAGAAAUUUGUAAUGCAUGAUCGCAAUUACUACGAGGACGAUACUUUUGCACAGGAUAUCUGUCCAAAGCGAACAAGAACAAAUUGUCCUUCAUCUACUACUAUCAGAUGCAAAAGUGUCUGGGUCCUCUGGAAGACUGCAACUUGUGAUGCUGCGUUUGGAUUCCAAAAAAUUCUGUAUUGCAUGAGCAGCAAAGGGAAUGCGAUUUCUGCUACGCGGAGAGGGCAUUUGCCAUGCGGAAUAGGCAUCAAGAUGCCCUCAAAAAUCUGUGAUGCUAGGGCACGCAUCACAGACGAGACAUCAUGGCUCAUGCUGCAAAACGUGCAUCACAAGGCUGAGAAAAAUCUUCCAGACCCAGACACUUUUGUAAUCCAUAACUACAAAUGCGUUGUGCUGGACUACUGCCACGACGAUCAUGGAGGACACGUACAAAACCAGCAUCAGCGCGAGAUUUAUUUCUGGGCAACGGCCUUCUCCGACAUUUUCGACCACUCUGUUUGCAGAGUGGCCAUACAGGAAGCGGAGUGCCAGGAUCGACAGCGGGUGGAGAUGUUGAAAGCUAAUGCAGUACUGAAGAUGUCCUCUGGCAGCUCAGGAGGUGGCGGCAGCACUAGUUCCUCCUCAACAUCCGCGGUCGCAAACAACAUUACCGCUCCUAGUUCCCUGGCAUCUUUAGCCUCCUCUCACUCCACCGCGGACGCGGUAAAGUACCGGUUGGUGGAGUUAAUGAACCGCGUGUUGUUCGAGUUAUCCGAGAACCUUCUCUGCGAAGACGCGGCCUUCCGGUUGGACACUAUGGAUUGCAAAAAUGUCUGGGUCUGGAAGGUUGCAACUUGUCAUGCUGUUUUUGGACUCUAAAAAAAUUUGUAUUGCUUGACCAGCAAGAGGAGCCCAGACUGUGCUACGCGGAGAGGGCAUUUGUCAUGCGGAAUAGGCAUCAGGAAGCCUUCCAAAAAUCUGUGAUGCUAAAUCAUACACUACAGGCAUCAUGGGUCAUGCAAAAUAUGCAUGACAAACCUGGCACUCUUCCAGACCCAGACAGUUUUGCACUUGAUAGACACGGCGGAAAAGCGAAAUCGAGCGAGUGUCUGCAAGGAACGGAUCAAGCAGAAGGAGUGGGAUUUCUUUGUCAACAUCUGGAUGAAUGUGCUGGGAAAGCUAUCGAAAGGAAAAAUCCCCCCUCCCCAUAUCGAAAACGAAAUUUGUGAUGCUGUAUUUGAGGUCACAAAUCGACUCGUCAUGCUAGAAGGCCAAGAGCCGCAGUCGUGGCCUCGUUUGCAGGCAAUUUGUCAUGCUGUUUCCCACUCUCAGCUGCCUCCUAUCAUGCUGAAGAUGCAAGGCUUCCCCACGCCACCCAGCACUGCAGUCCGCAUCUUUUCCCGUGUAGCAUGACAAAGCUGAUUUGUGACAACAAAUCUGCAUCACAGAUUUCCGUUUUGAUAUGGGGAGGGGGGAUUUUUCCUUUUGAGAAAAGCCGUUGGUGGAAAGUAGCUCGAGCAGUAGUUGCACAACUAGUUCAACGUCGACCCAAAACAGCAGUACAACAAACUCUUCUGCAACAAAUUCAAAUCAUCAACCACUGCUGUACCAGUUUGGUGGUCACCAGCACCGCGCUGCUGACCACCAGCAGCAGGAGUAUCAGGUAAUCGCGGCCAACAACGCAAUAUGAACUGCAAAAGUAUCGUACUCGUAUAAAUGCAUCGAAUUUUCUCAGCAUGCGAAAUGAAAUUUCAAUUUGUCAUGCUGAUUUACUUUAAGAAAAAAAUUUGUAAUGUUGCAAGACCUGCAUUUAUACGAAUGCGAUACUUUUGCACAGGAUACGCAAGACUGCUGAAUCUGCAGUCGGACUGUCUCCUGGCGAUGAAGGAAUUCAUUCCCUGGGUUGAGUAUCAAAAGGAAAAAUCCCCCCUCCCCAUAUCAAAACGAAAUUUCUGAUGCUGGAUUUGGAUACACAAAUCAAAUUUGUGUUGCAGUAGAGGAAGGCACGCAGAUCCUGAGCCUAGGCGGGGGCCUUUUGUUGUAGGCGCCUAGCAUGGUAGACGGCUACCCUGUAGGCCUUACAGCGUUACAAAUCGCCGGCAUAACCACGUGGCGGGCAGCCUGAGCGUGCCUUCUUGCAAGACAGACCCGGCCUGUGGUCAAAAAUCAGCAACACAAAUUAGCGGAGGCAUACCUUUUCGAUAUGGGGAGGGGGGAUUUUUUCUUUUCAUAUUGAGGCGGUCAAGGUUUGGAACCAAACCACGAUCCAAACGCUGCAGAGGCUCAUGCUGUCCGCUAUUGAGCGGAGGAAAAAAAUAUGAAUUGCAAAAGUAUCGUACUAGGCUAAAUUGCAUGACAAAUUCGCUCAGCAAGACAAAAGUAAUUUGUAAUGCUGUUUUACCUUGAGAAUAACAUUUGUCAUGCAUAUUUGCAAUUGGUACGAGUGCGAUACUUUUGCACAGGAUAAAAAAACGAAGAGCAGUCGCUGAGACUGUCCGACGCUUCUGUUUCCACCUGUGUAUCAAAUGUAAAAAUGUCUGGGUCUGGAACAAGAAUGCAAGAUUUGCGAUGCAGUUUUUCCAUGACCCAUGAGGCCUGGAAUGCAGCGCCUAGCAUGACAAACGCCGUGAGGUGUCUACCAUGCUUAUCCUGCAUGAGAAACUCCCUGUCAAACAGGUCAAAAGUGGACAUCUUUUGGUAAUCAUGCAACACAAGUUUUUGCAUGCUUCAGAUUCAGCAUCACAAGUUGCAUUCUUCCAGACCCAGACACUUUUGCACUUGAUAUUGUGGAAGCGAGAACAACCCGGGGUUCCCGCACUCCGGGAACCAAACCACUUCCCUUAUGCCAGCCUCAGAAUGGAAAUCCUCAAAGUGGAAAUGAUUUGUAAUGCAAAAAAACGACUCCAGUUGAAGCGCCAUUUCUAGUCGGCGCAUGACAAAUUUACCGGGCACUCAAAGCAUGUCUGUCAUGCUAGUUAGGGCAAAAGGGUGCCCUUCUCUCGUGCUGAUCAGCAACACAGUUCUGAACCCGGAGAAGCACAAUAGCCGGCCUCCAUUGCGUCCUCUGCAAUGCAGUUUUUUUGGUGUCGCAUUUCAUGCAUCACAAAUUAUUUCCACUUUGAGAAUUUCCAUUCUGAGGCUUUCAUAUCCCUGUUCCCCGUCUGCUGCGACGUGUUCGACGCGCUGUUGAAACGGAAGUUCUCGUCGGAGAACCAGAUCGACAAGUUGAAAGCGUUGUCCGUUUUUCGCAUCACCGAGUUCUUUUUGGAGCAGCUGGCGGACAGCGAUCUGGUGCCAACAGUUGGUGGAAUAUCAAACACUUCUAGCGAUGUUGGUGCCAACAUGACAGGUAAUCAACAGCUCGGUGUGAUUUAUUCCGCCGCGAACUCCACAGCGACGACGCCAAAUGUGGUGGCGAGCAGCGAAACCGCCGGGAUGAUCAUGAACGGCAGCCAGCAAGAACACGGGAUGCACCACCUCCGUUUGAUCCAGAGCCAAAACCCUUUCGAGGAAGACAGCGAUUUGUGGCUGGAUAUGAAUUGCAAAGGCAUUGUACUAUUAUGAAUUGCAUUACAAAGUUCCUUGGCAUGAGAAAUGGAAUUUGUAAUGCUGAUUGACCUUAGGAAAAAGUCUUGUAAUGCAUGACUGCAAUUACUACGAGUGCGAUGCUUGUUUUGCACUGGAUACUGGAGAAAAAAGUCGAAGUCGUCGACUCUUUAGCGGAAGCGGUGCUGGAAAUUAUUACAAUGAAAAAUGCCCCCUCCCCAUAUCAAAACGGAAAUCUGUGAUGCAGAUUUGUGGUCACAAAUCUGCUUUGUGAUGCUAGAAGGCAAAAGAUGAGGACUGUAGCGCUGCCUAGCGUGGGAAAGCCUUGCAGCUCCAGGAUGACAGGAUGCAACUGGAAGUGGGAAACAGCAUGACAGAUUGCCUGCAAUUUAGGCCGCAGCUUCGUCUCUUGGCCUUCUAGCAAUACAAGUCGACUUGUGUAUUCAAAUACAGCAUCACAAAUUCGCGCAUCUUCCGUUUCCGAUAUGGGGUUGGGGCUUUUUUCACUUUGAUAGAAAUCUACGUGAAUUUACGGAAAAAACUGGGCACGUACAACACGAACGUUGUGGAGAAUAAACACAAGGCGUCGAAGAAAUCGAAACCCAGCACUUCCGCGAAGAUGCACCCCAAUAAUUCGGAGCAAAAUCUCAGCCAGCAGCUGCGGGAGAGGGACAGAGCCAAUAAUAAUGACAUUAAUUUACAGCAUCUACUCGACGCGGAAGGCGAGGCGUUGCGGCUACUUGGGGUGUUGCUGCCCCAGAUCAGCAAUUAUUUCGCGCACCCAAGGUUUGCGAUUGCCAACUCGGUGGAGGUAUCAAAUGUAAAAGUGUCUGGGUCCUCUGGAAGAAUGCCAGACUUGUCAUGCAGGUUUUCCAUGACUCAUGAAGUCUGGUAUCGAGGACAUAGCAUGACAGAUUCUGUGAGAGUUCUAUCGUGCCUAUCCUGCAUGAGAAACUGCCGCUCGAUUAGGUCAAAAGUGGGCAGCUUUUGGCAAUCAUGCAACACAGAUUUUUACAUGAUUCAGAUUUAGCAUGACAAGCUGCUUUGUUCCAGACCCAGACACUUUUGCAUUCCAUAGGAGGAGUUUCUGUCUGAGUUUUUCCGCGAGGUGGAGCAUUUGAUCGUUCCAGAAAUAAACUACGCACAGAAUGCUGGUGAUCAUCUUCCCCAAGGUGCUGGACCUCAACAAAGCAGUAGUAGUAGUUCUACCACAACAGCAGGCCAGCAACCACCACCAGCUCGUCGCAGUGGACCUCUUAUCAAGUGCAAAUAUGUCUGGGUCUGCAAACUUGUAAUGCUGAAUGGUCAUGAUUGACUGCGUUUUUAAGUGCAGAAGUGCAGCAUGACAAAUUUUUCAAACGGUUUCUCAUGCGCAGAACGCAUUACGAAGUCCGCUUUGGUAUGACGAAAGUGUGGCACUUUGUGCGCUGCUUAUGCAAUACAGAUUUUUUAGAUAUGCGAAACGCGCGAUACAACAGUUUCAACCUUUGUCAUUGUCCAGACACAGAGAUAUUUGCGGUUGAUCCCUCUGUUCACCAGACAACUCCUGCGACCGGUGUUCGAGUCGCUGCUGUCCUCGUUUGUCAUGCGCAUGGCGCUAUGCAUUGCAAAAGUAUCGUACUCGUAUAAAUGCAUUACAAAUUUGCUCAGCAUGAGAAAUGAAAUUUGUAAUGCGGAUGUACUUUAUGAGAAAGAUCUGUAAUGCAUGACUCCAUGACUCCAAUUACUACGAGUGCGAUACUUUUGCACAGGAUAGGGGCUGCCGAGCUGGUUUUCGGUCCACGACGAAGACGAUAAGGACCACGUGGAAUUUCUGGAGUACCAGAAACACUUGAAGAACUAUCUGAAAGUUCUGUUAAAGGUUGACGAAUAUGCAUUGCAAAAGUAUCGUACUAGUAUGAAUUGCAUAUACAAAUUUGCUCAACCUGACUAAAUUACCGAUAGAAACCGGAUUUGUCUUGCUAGUCUGGCAUUUAUAGUACGAGUACGACGCUUUUGCAUUGCAUAGCGAACAGAUUGUGUUUCGCUGGAUCCAGCAGGAAUGCGAAAAUGUGGGCACGAAAUACCUCCAGCACUUGAUCUAUUUUAGUACUUCGAAUGCAGCUGGCGGAACGCCGACACCAGCAGCCACUCUGCAUCAACAGCAGCCCCUCCCGGCGGCAUUGCUAGUCGCGCCACACCAUCCGGAGGCUGCGACGAAUGUGUUCUGUGGGGCGGGGGGUCGUGGUGAAUACAACAGCAUCGGCGGGAUGAUUUCUUCUUACCAACAACUGCAAUACCUCACCGACCCGUCUGUGCUGUUGGUCUCCUCCUGUGCUGCAGUAGCUGCCACGACGGCUAACAAGUCUAAAGACCACGCUAUGAUCAAUCAGUACGAAGCCUCGCCGAGUUACCUCCGCGCCCGGCAGAAGGAAUUUCGACAAAGAGCGAAUUACGACUGCGUUCCGGCACACGUGGUGAGUUUCUGUGUGUGGCUCGAGACCCUCGCAGAUUUGCGGGCAAAGGAGAUACCGACGUAUCAGACAAGCCACCCGCUGGUGCAAGUGGUAACGUACCUCUUCUCAGAGCAGUUUCUGCAGAAAUUGCCCAAUGGAAGUUGUACUAGCGAAAUAAAUUUCGUCUCGACGUCGCGGUCACACUCAGCAGGUGUAGAGAACAACGCUGUUGUCCACGCCGAUAAUAAUCACGACCAGAUCCGAUCCUCCAGCGAACGAGGCGGGUCAGCGUCUUCGUCCUCUUCCUACGCGAAACUCCUUGACCAAGUGAAGCUGGCGAUUUCAGAUUUGAUAUGAAGUGCAAAAGUAUCGUACUCGUAUAAAUGCAUGACAAAUUUCCUUAGCAUGAGAAACAAAAUUUGCAAUGCGGAUUUGCCUUGAGAAAAAAACUUGUAAUGCAUGAUUGCAAUUACUACGAGUACGAUACUUUUGCACAGGAUAUUUGAUCGUGAAGUACAAAGUCAUCGUGGAGAAAGACAACGGUAAUAGUACCGGUAAGAGUCUGUUGAAUAUGCAUUGCAAAUAUGUCUGGGUCUGGGAGGAUCCAAACUUGUCAUGCUUCUAUUUUUGGACUCUCAAAAAUUUGUGUUGCAUGAGCAGCAAUAGCAAUAGGAGUCCAGAAAUUCCCCGUCCAAGUCUUGGACGGGGCAUUUCUCAUGCAGGAUAGGCAUCAAGAAGCACUCGGAAGAUGCUAGGACAUACAUCACAGACGUCAUGGGUGAUGUAAGGCGUGCAUGACAAAUCUUCCAGUCUUCCAGACCCAGACAUAUUUGCAGUUGAUAUUGAAGAACGUGCUGCAAUUUUUCGUCGAGAACCUCCAGAAUCUGCGGAUCCGGAAACGUGUGGCCUACAACUUCAACAAAUUCGUGAAGAAAAUCCGGUCCAGUCUCUCCACCGCGAGCCCGACCGCGGGUUUGUCGAUAGAGAUGGUGAACCACAUUGCGUCCGCGAAAUUGCUUCAAGUGCCGUUGGAGGUGGUCACCGACGACGCGGACGACUCGCAGGAGAACAUCUUCGAGGCGUUGGGCGUGGUGACAUGCGGCGUGGACGGAAAGUUCACCCGGGAUUUUUUCCAAAAAAUCCUCUCGGUACCAGUCCAGCAGCUGCAGGAACUAGUGAUUUCGGAGAAGUUUGGCGGCAACGAACAGCAAUUUUUCACCGCGUUACGGGAUCGACAUUUGGACUCCCCGUCGAAACUAGGAUUGUCCCAGAUCCAGCUCGAUCCGGUCACCGCGGCGCACCAAUUGGAACCCUUGCUCGGCAGUUACUGCUGCAGACUCUUUUCCUGCUUGUCUACCUUUUCCAAACCGUUCACCCAACUCCGACCGGAUCUGGUCGCGGAAUGGAGAGAACUCCUGGUUUUAAUAUCCAAGAAAAAAACAUUGUAGGUGUAACUUUUUUGGAGGAACAGCAUCACAAAUUUGUCUGGCAUGACAGCAAAAACCUGUCAUGCGCAGAUAGCACGUGAAAACGCCCUUUAAUGGAUCUUACGAUGCAUGCCAAGCAUGACAGACGCCAUCAUCUUGCAUGUUGCGCAUCACAAAUUUACAUAUAACAGCGUUUUUUUCUUGGAUAUUUAACCGAGAAAGUGCACUCCCAGUUCGAGGCGGCGCACAAACCCGAGGUAAAGUCCGCCUUUCGGGUCUUUCUGCGGCAGAUGAUGCGGGUCCUGGACGCGCAGACCCUGUUCGAAGCUCUGUCGGUACUAUUGCCGAAAAUGUACGGCGUGGAGUUGAAACGGCUGGGCAAUGUGGAAGAGGGAAUCAGAAAUAGUUGUCAGAGUGGUGGUGGACGAGGAGGUUCUUCAUCUGCAAGCAGCUCUUCGUUCAACAGCGCAACGAAUCAAAAUCAUAAUCAGGCCCCACAACAGCAGCAGGGUGGGCCUCUAAUGAUCGAUAGCAGGAACAGAGAAGCCAUAUCGGACUUUACGAGCUGCAAAAGUAUCGUACUCGUAGUGAUUGCUGCUAUGCAUGACAAAUCUCUUUCCUAAGGUAAAACAGCAUUACAAAUUUCAAUUGUAAUGCUGAGCUAAUUUGUGAUGCAAUUUGUGCUAGUACGAUGCUUUUGCAUUCGAUAGACUUCAUGGCGACGCAAUUUGAUGACAUCCGCGACUUGACCAAUUUCUCCAGUCACUUGACAGGUAUAGAGUAGAACAUAAUGAUAAUAGCGAACGAUUGAUCAUGGUGCGACGCGGCUGAUAUGUUUUAUGGAGCUCUUUUUUUUUAGUUGGAAUUGUACUCCUUUACGCUCCUGCACAUAAAUCAUUCUCAACAUCGUUCAAAAUCCAGAGUGAAUCAAACUUCCCCACAGCUACCAAGGAGAUCCACGCGCCACCAGGCUCGGCGAACCCAGAGCAACAGCUCACAAGCCUCCAGGAGACCUUCUGGGCACAGAAUCUGAGAACCGUGUUUUCUCUCCCCGCUCGGUACCUGAAUUUCCAGAAGGAAGCACUGAUCCUUCCGGAUCUCGGGUCUUCGUCAGCUGCUUCCGCAUUCGUUUUGUCGUCCUCUAGUUCCGGCGGCGGCGACUUGAUCUUCAUCCGGCAAGAGAUCAUUGACCAACUAUUGGACUUCUUCAAAAACUUGGCCCUCCGCUGUCCGGGUAUCAAAAGCAAAUGUGUCUGGGUCUGGAAAGUAGACCUCGUGAUGCUACAGUAUGCUGGAUAGGCUAGGGGCUCUCAAGUGCAGCAAAGCAUGACAAGUUUAUUUUACCUGACGCCAUUUUAUGCGUAGCACGCAUGAAAAACUGCGUUUUUGCAUGACGAAAAACAAAGUGGCGCCUUUGCUGGCCGUGCAAUACAGAUUUAUUUUCAGGGCUACAAGACAUGCAACAAAAAUUCAACUUUUCAUCCAGACCCAGACAUAUUUGCAAUGCAUACCGGGCGUUUUGUCGCAGUUCCUGUCCGCGUAUCCAGAGGAUGUCUUCCGUAUCAUCGGCGCCAUGCGGCUGGGCGAAACCGCAACAAACCACGAAGCCGUGAUGAAGCAAACGAACACGUUUUUGGAGCUUUGCGUGCAGGUGGUGAUGAGGGGGGGAGAAACAGAAAGUGAAAGUAGAGAAACGCCGCUUGAUGCAAGAACUCCAGGAGAGCAGGGCGCCGGCGAGCAGGACCGAAAUCAGAAAGCAGCUUGUUGGUGGAAAACAGACGUGUUUCUGAGACACUGUUUCGCCCCGAUAUUCCAGCGGCUGUUGGCAGAAACCACGACGGGGACAACCGUUGUAGGCAGCACGACGAAUAACAGCAGCAAAACCCCGGACGCAAAACGCGCAUACACGGAAAUCGGGGUGUUGGUGGCGCGGGAUGCGGGCAUUUGGGGAAUCGCGAACGAGAUUUUGACUGCAGCUGGGCUGAAUGUCAGCGGGUUUUUGGAAAAAUACCGGAUUUUCGAAGCUGGAAGUAGAGACUACGUGCCUAUUGGAAAACAUUUUGCGGACGAAAUGUUUCGGCUGUAGAUCAUGGUGGAUUUUGUUGUAGGAGGUGUUGAAUGUUUUAGUCGCGAAGCCUGUUUUCCCGGCACCAGUGUAGUUUGACAACGUCUAAUAUGCGACGGCGAUUCCACCCGGCGCGAGUAACAACAACAACAAGACAUAGUGCAGCAGCUGCACACGAAGAUGCGUCCAGCUGUUCCUUCACCCCAAUUAUUCGCCCGAAGACAGAAGUGGCAUUGCUCUCUACUUCUGGUGACUGUUGGUAAUAAGUUUAUAAUCCUCGGAACGAAACAAGUUGUAAGAUCCAGAUCAUCACGCUAAAAUCUCAAUGGGGCAUCACGACCUUUGAAGAUGCCAUGGAUGAAAAACCCGGAGGUAUUCUUCCCUCAUCUAGUACUUGCUUUGGAUGAAAUGCCACUUUGUCCCCGUUGUUCCACCAGAUCGCGAUAGCUGUUUUUUGGUUCUCCUGCCCAGAAAUACCAAACCCAUGUCGGAUUCCUUUUUCCUCGUCAUCCUCGGUGUGCAAAUUUGCGAGCAGGAAGAGUGAGAGUGUUGAUAUUGUCG